UACUACUGACUGUACUACCGACUGUACUACGACUGUACUACAACUGUACUAUGUACCACUGACUGUACUACGACUGUACUACUGACUGUACUACAACUGCACUACUGACUGUACUACCGACUGUACUACUGACUGUACUACGGUUGUACUACGGCUGUACUACUGGCUGUACUACGACUGUACUACUGACUGUACUACGACUGUCCUACUGACUGUACUACAACUGUACUUACGACUGUACUACGACUGUACUAUGACUGUACUACAACUGUACUUCCGACUGUACUACUACUGUACUACAGUUGUACUACCAACUGUACUACGACUGUACUACUGACUGUACUACAAGUGUACUAUGACUCUACUACAAGUGUAUUACGACUGUACUACAAGUGUACUAUGACUGUACUAUAAGUGUACUUUGACUGUACUACCGACUGUACUACCACUGUACUAUGACUGUACUACAAGUGUACUACUACUGUACUACAAGUGUACUACGACUGUACUACCGACUGUACUACCACUGUACUACUGACUGUACAACUGUAUUACAACUGUACUAUGACUACUACCACUGUACUACCACUGUACUACCGACUGUACUACUGACUGUACUACUGACUGUACAACAACUGUAUUACAACUGUACUACAACUGUACUAUGACUGUACUAUGACUGUACUGCAAAUGUACUACAACUGUACUAUGACUGUACUACGACUGUACUAUGACUGUACAAUUGUAUUACAACUGUACUACAACUGUACUACCGACUGUACUACAACUGUACUGUGACUGUACUGCGACUGUACUACAGCUACAAUUGUACAACUGCACCAGGUACUGCAUCUGUACUACCGGCUGGUCUCCACCAGCUCCUCUACUUCUUUAGCUACGUUAGCCGUUUUUAUUCGAUGUUUUCAUACGUAUUUAGAGGUUUCAUGUUAGAAAAAGUAGAUUAAAUGACCCUCAAAAGUGUAAAUUCCUAAUUUCCGGAAAAAGUUUCCUGCAUCUUUUUAAGUAAUUUUUGAGUUUCUCAGAAAAAGAGUCACGUUUGGUUCCUUGGGAUGAGUUUAACUCCAACAUUUUCUCUCUUCUAGCUAGUUUUUGGUCUCCACCAACUCCUGAGGAAAUGCUGCUAAAUUCUGCACUUUCUGUGUUUCUAUGACGUGUUUUUAUGCUUUUUAUCGAGUGUUUUUUUAAAGUUUGGUUUGUUUCUCCUUGUUGUUUGAGAUUUUUAUUUGUAGUUCCAGAUGUUUUCAGUUGUCUCAGGCUUGUAGAAUUACCAGCUGUGUUCUUGUAACAAAUACUUGUUUGCAUUUCAUUAGAAAAAGUUGAUGGAAGCCGUGAAAUUUAGAAACAGAGCUCCACGUUUCUGACCUGAGGAGCUCGGGGUGGAUGGAGGGCGUCAACAGAAACUCUGUGGUUCAGGAAAGAUGGAAACCUGUCGCGUCUCUUCGGCUUUUCUGCUUUUACAACCUCUACAAACUGAACCAGGAGGGAGGAAGUUUUAUUUUCUACACAAUCUGAUUAAAGUAGACGUUAAGAAUUCUGUGGUUUUGAUGAAAUAUCAGAAUUUUAAUCUUAGUUUUGGUUCAUUUUCCCAUCAGAACUCAGACAUAAUACAUUGGAGGACUGUUGUAAAGCUGAAAAUGCAGUGAGUCUUUGUGUUUUACAGUUUCUAGCUGAUAAACGGUGAACUAGAAAAGGAAAGUAACAUGUUUUUUGGUGAUUUUUGGGCUUCAGAGGAUUAAAAAAUGUUUUUAAAAAAUUGAAAAAUGAAAUAAUAUCCAGUUUAUUGUGUUUUAUUUCUACAUAUUUCAACUGUAUGGCUCUUUGCCUUAAAUGUUCUUCAUAACAAUAUUCAAAUAUAUAACAGUAAUAAAAGCUUUGAUAUUUGGUCCUGAGAGGGUUCAGGUCUCAUUUUAUCUGAUUUCACUGAGCAGAGAUGAAACUUCAUAUUUCAGAAGUCAGAUUUUGUGGGCGGAGUCUAACCCUUCCUCUUCCUGUUGAUGUCAGAGCAGCAGCAGCCAAUCAGCAGCUCCUCUUCCUCCUUUAAAUACCUGACAUGUUUGAUGCUUUCAUCAGAGCAGCUCUCCUCUCCCCUCAGAAACACAGCGAUGAUGUCACACUAUUGGCCGGCAGCUGAUUGGUCCUUGGCCGUGACGACCGCCGGAUCUGAAGCGAGCGUCAGCGUUGAGUUUGGCCGCGCCUCCUCAGAGACUCUCCUCCAAUCACCUUUCCCGUCCCACGAGACCCCGCCCCUCCUCGGCCCCUCCCUCUGGUUGGACAACCCCAGCUGCCAAUCAGCAGCUCCAUGGACUGGUUACUAUGGCGACCACUACGCUGUCCCCUCCCCCUCUGCAGCUGAUUGGAUGCUACCUGGCGGUCUGUGCUGGGGGCGGGGCUUUGGACCAGAGCAGCGUCAGUGUGUGAGCUGUGGCAGCUACAGCGCCCCCCUGUGGAGGAGAGACGCUGCAGGACAACACCUGUGUAACACCUGCAGCCUCCAACAGACAAACAACAGGAACAACAACGCACCACUGCUGAGACCAAAGAGGAGAACUACGGUGAAUCAGAAAAAAGGAACUGAGUGUUUCAACUGUCAAACUAAAAUCACAACUCUGUGGAGAAGAAACUCAGCAGGAGAAUCUGUCUGUAACGCCUGUGGACUGUACUACAAACUACACCAGGUGAACCGGCCUUUAGCGCUGAAGAGAGACGGAAUCCAAACCAGGAAGCGAAAACUGACCAAUAAGAAGACACGCCAGAGGAAGGCCAACCAGUCAGAGGCCAAGCUGUCCAGCCUGGCCCCUCCCACUGAUGAGGUCACGACUGGCUCCUCCUCCUCACCCUCCCUUCAGCUCGGCCCACUCUGGUGACCUGACUGGUUUUACUGGGAGUUCUGGAACUAUUUGUUGUGUGGAAGGAUACAGUGGUGUUCAGGAAGUAGUUCCAGACAGCUUCUGGUGUCUACCAGGGUUUAAUAAAAACACGUUCACAGAC
This is a messenger RNA of Amphiprion ocellaris (clown anemonefish), 3009 nucleotides long. Its product is annotated as erythroid transcription factor-like. The coding region runs from base 2016 to 2885 and encodes 289 amino acids. Gene Ontology annotation, molecular function: zinc ion binding; DNA-binding transcription factor activity, RNA polymerase II-specific; RNA polymerase II cis-regulatory region sequence-specific DNA binding. Lineage: Eukaryota; Metazoa; Chordata; Actinopteri; Pomacentridae. Gene Ontology annotation, biological process: cell fate commitment; positive regulation of transcription by RNA polymerase II; negative regulation of transcription by RNA polymerase II. The record is from RefSeq and is a predicted model, not a curated record. The transcript is spliced from 5 exons.